GGCAUUGCGGUGCCGUUCUCUCCCUCAAUUUCUGCAACAGCAACAGCAACAGCAACCGRCACAACACCAGCAUCCUCGGCCUUUGCAGWCUGGACGACGGACACGACAGCAUCAACGGCAAUCACAACAACAGCAACAAUGGCCAAGGGAAACGACGGAUCGGCGGCCCGCCGCCGGACCACGAAGAAGCUCCUCGCCGCGGCGGCCUGCGCCCUGGCGAUCGUGGCAACCGUCGCCUUCUUCGGAAGCCCCCCGGCGGGCCAAGAAAGGGUAGAAAUCGGCUACCACGGGCACGAAGGGGAGCGGGGCCUCGAUUCCUACGAGGGAGGAAACCCGCGCCGCCGGAAGCACCACAAGCACCACAAGGCCGGUAACCACAACAACAACCAUAAAAAUAACUACUACGACAACAACAACCGUAACAACAACAACAACCACAACAACAACGGCGAGCGGAGGCACAAGCACCACAAGGGGGAAAAGAUCACGGCCUCGGACUACCACCGGGCGGAGAUCGGGAGGAGGAACGCGGAAGGCGCCACGGACCGGAGGCACCAAGGCCGCCACGGAUUUGGCGGCAUCGACGACGACCUGCAUGCCCGGAUGGCCAAGCGGUUCCGGCCCMGSGGCGAACGAGAACCCGGAAACUURGACGACGGGAGCGAGAGCGGCAGCGGAGACGCCGCAAGGGCCAUCACACCGGGCAGCGACGACCACGGCCUCGCGGGCUUUCGGGCCUGGAAGGCCGACCGACCGGGCGAACCAAGCGAAAGCGAAAGCCAGAGCGGAGACGACCGMCCUUACCCGCCGCCCGCCCUCCUGGCCAGGAUCCGCCGGGAGCUGAUCGAGGAAUCGGGAGAGGGGGCAACCCGCGGGGGGGACGUCCUGGACGCGGUCCUGGCCGGGUCGACCCACCUGGUCUCGAUCGGUGCAAACUCCCGCCUGGGGACCUCGCGGGACGGCUCCUACCAGGGGGUCACCGGAAGGUUCUGCAGGCUGGACUUUGGCCUGCACAAGAAGGACCCCUCCAAGUGUACGUAACGUAACGUAACGCAACGUAGCAGA
This is a messenger RNA of Pseudo-nitzschia multistriata, 1065 nucleotides long. The record is from the annotation of a GenBank genome assembly. Lineage: Eukaryota; Bacillariophyta; Bacillariophyceae; Bacillariales; Bacillariaceae.